Molecule: messenger RNA, 5079 nt
Organism: Naegleria fowleri
Lineage: Eukaryota; Heterolobosea; Eutetramitea; Acrasida; Naegleriidae
Exons: 2
Coding region: 1-5079 (1692 amino acids)
Source: RefSeq, a predicted model, not a curated record
AUGUCUCCUCCCAAAAACACCCCCAACAACAGCGGUAAUGGUCUAACGCCAAGCACGACCACCACUGCCAGCGACAAUACUCGUUCGGGUUCGCCCGUGGUGCAUCCGAGGCGACAUUUCCACUCAAUCACUUCAUUUGUUGGCAAAAAGAUCGAGGCAGGUAAUCAACAAACCAACAAAUUCUUUUCUUCUCUAUUGUCUGCACUUCCGAAUCCCAAUACUCCAAAGGUUGUUCCGAAUGUAAAAAUUCCUCUAGUGAAUGAAUUGAAACAAGCUAAUUCUACAGUAGUGAAGAAAAUCAAACAAACAACAAAAAAUCAAAAGAUUGGAAUUUCAUUUUCGGAAUGGAUCAGUUUUAGAAAACCAAAACAUGAAACGGAAGAGUCGAACGUACGGCAGUUGUCAAAGACAUCUUCUAUGAGUAGCAGUAUGGAUGAAGAGAUUGGUAUUAAUCUUUCACAAUUGCUUUCACAACUAGAUGACUUGGAUCAAGAUGAUGACAUGGAGAAGUACACAAGAUUCGAAAAGAUGGAAGCUUUCCGAAUGUGUUUGCAAUGUGUGUACAUGCCAUUGUUUCCUCAAUUGUCUCUUAGUAGAGAUGACAAGCUUGAAACAUCCAAUGAUAUUGACCUUAAUCUGCUAAAGCACACUCUCAAGGCCAGUUUUUCUGGUGUUGUUAACGAGAGAGAUUUUAAUGAGGCUUGGAGAAAUAUUGACAAUCAAUACUUUCCAUUUCGAUCGAAAAAUACGAUUGCUCAGAACAGUGUUGGAAGUGACCUUGUGAAAAAUGCAAUUUUAUUUCGGAAAUAUUUGGCGGAGAAUGAUUUGAAUCCAAUGUACAAUAUGAAGAAGUAUGCAAACCAAGCAGAAUAUCAGAACUGGAAGAGAGAUGAGCUGAAUCAAAUAUCCAUUUUACUCAACACCAUUGAUCAACAACGAACCUCUGUAUUUUUAGGAAGUUUUAAUUUGAAUCUAAAUAUGCUCACACUUUAUAUUCAAAAAGCUUUCAAAAAAAACGCCACCGACAAGCGUCAAAUAUUCUACAAGCUAAGCUUUGUAAAACAUGUAAAUACUCCACCAAUUGUGUUCGAGUCUGACAAAAUCGAAGAAGAUGGAAUGAUUGUAAAUGGAAGAAAGGAUAUUUCUCUCCCCACUAUUCAACACCAAAUUACAACCUCUGUCGAAGAUCAAGACAUUAUCAUUGAUUUUUACCACUCGCAACUAAAAGGUUUGAAAAAAACACAUUUUUCCACAGCAAAAAUUAGUUUAUCCAACAUUAUGAGAAAAGUAUAUGACGAGGAGGGUAUUUGGGGGAGCACCAAAUUUUCAAAUAUCAUAGAUUGCUACUCUACCGACUCUAGCCCUUCUAAUGAGAACAUCAUUGGAUGCUUAUCAAUAUCUGGUGAUGUUGCUUUUAGGAGAUACCCUAAAAACGCUGUCGUGCAAACAGACUUUUCGAAAGAAAGCAGAAUUGAUUGGAUUGAGCAAUACAAAAUUGUACUCCAGUACCUCAUUAAGGCAAGAGAAAAGUUGAAAGACACUCUAUGUGAAGCAUUCUUAUGCCCUAGCCAAGCAUGGAUUCUGAAUGACUUUGAGAAGCGAUAUGGAAUCACUGAGACGUAUAAGCGAUUGAUAUAUUUGGAGGUAUUCGCCUCAAACAUCAAAUUGGCUAUAACAUUCUCAGAAGACUUACAAAAAUGUUUAGAACUUCUUGAUAAUAAUAUUGAGAGUAAGCAUUUUCAAAUGACGCUGUCAGAGAGAAACAGAUAUUUUGAUUUGACAGAAAUUUUGGUGAAAAAGAUUGAGAAAGCUCUCAAGAAAUUUAUUUCCAUGUUUCCAAAGAAUCAGCCAUCUGGAGCUCUCAAAUCAUUUGUGUUUAUUCACCACCUUCUCUGCUGUGAAUAUAACAAUCGUAUUAGCGAAAAUGAUUACAAAAAGAAGCUCAAACACAUUAUCAACACUGCACUUCAAGAUCAUUUGGAUUUAAUUCUCAAGGAUAUCAUGACAAGCUUGGGAAUUGAUCAAAUUAAUGGUCCGGUAUUGGUAGAAUUGUGCAAAGAACUCGUGACUGUGAUUGAUUCAAUAUUCUAUUACUGUGGAGUUUUUCCAUUUGAAACAUUCGAAAUGGAUUGUCUUCAAUUCUAUUAUACAAAAUUUGAAUAUUUCAUCAAUGAAUGUAAAAAGAAUAAUACCAUUAAUGGAUUUUACAUGCUCAGCUUGUGUAGUACCAUGAAAGCUCUUCAUGAAGAAAUUCGAAAUGAUUUUCCAGAGAAAGAUCUCGAGAAAUUCAAAUUUAUCGAUUGCCAAGCGCUCAGUGCUGGUUAUGCGGAUCGAUACAUUGGAGAAUUGAGAGACGUGUUAUCAAAAUGGAUCAAACAGUCGAUUGCCGUAGAUACUUUUAAUCCCGUUACAGAAAGCACCAUGCAUAGCACCUCUGUCGUGGACUACUUCACCUCUGUGAAUCAAGUCUUUGAAAUGUUAAAACAAUUGGAUUUCUCAAAUUCAGAUUUAUUUAUGAGAUUCUCCGAGUUGGUCAUUCAAAUCACAACUACCGAAUAUGCGAAGAAACUCUCAGAUUUGUGCCUUAAUGAAAUCCACACAAGCCAAACCAUGAGUAAUCAGUUAGAAUCGGAAAAACGAUCCUCUGGAAUGCUCUUCAAUCUCAUACCAAAAGCAUUAUCGAAAGGUUUAUCUUCUUCCUCUCAAAUUAAUAUUCUUCCGAUUGGAAUUUCCAAACAGUUUGUGAUUCGCCUCAAUGAUAUUGAAGCCUGUAGACAAAUGUUACGAGAUGUUGUUCAAACCAUUUUCGAUAGUACUGCAUGGCAAGAAUAUGAAGAACACGAAGAUGCACUUUUAGUUAUGGAUGCCACUGAAGAUGGUGACAUUGACUUUGAUGCUCUCGAAAAAAGGUCCAAUGAAAAGUCAAAAAUGAUCGAAGAAGAGUUCCAGAAAAAGUCAAACAUGACCAUUCAAAAAUUCUCAAAGCAAUUCAACGAAAUGCUCUUCGAUUUGACAUUAAUGACAGCAAACAUUUUUCAAGCUUCUAUUCGAAAUACAAUUACACAUAUUUUACAAGAAGCCAAAAAAGACCUACAGAAAGCAUCGGGAAAAACAGAAGUCCUCAAACUCUUUCAACACAAAUCCGAUAGUUUGCUUGAAAACACUUUAUUUACACCAAUAUUAACCCCCGCACUCGAAGUCCUCUCUCAAAAUUGCUUACCUGAACUCUUCCAGAAAAUUCUCGAACGUCUCUUUACCAUUGUAGUUGAAGAGUUGUCUCUCAUGUUAUUUGAUCCAUCCAAUUUCACAAAAAAGCAACAAGAUCGAGUAUUUCUCACUCCUCAACAAGUCUAUGUAUUGGAAUCCAUGUUAGAAUUAUUUAUUAUUUAUUUCUGUGGAAAUGAAGAGAAUCAAAGUAACAAUGAUGACUCUUGUGGCAUCUUUUCAAAGGCUUUUGUCAAAAGUAAGAGCAUGUUAUUGACCAAAUUGUGCAAACUUUAUAAUCAACCGACCGAAAAACUUGAAAUUCAUUUGCAGAAACUUUCAAGCAAACCAAUAUUCGCUGAGAGAUAUCCCAUUAAGGCAUAUCACAUUGUCUAUGUUCUAUUCUCAAGAAAGAAGAAUGAUCAAAAAGCUCGAAAACUCUAUCAUGAGAAUAGUGAUAAGGCCAAAAUGCAACGACUCAUUGCCAAAUUCAAUAUUUAUGCAAGAUAUACCAUUGUAGAAGGUUCUGUCAAACUUCCAUUACUAUUCAGUGCCACUUGUUCAGACUCUACGAAAUAUGCAGCUGGAAUGUUGCAUGUGGCUGGUACAUUUCUUCUUUUCGAGUUCAGAUCUUCAAAUGUUUAUCAUCGAAUUUCAUUGCAUGAUAUUACUACUAUUCACUUGACAGAAGGAAUGUUCUCACGAAAGGGAAUUUCCAUUCACUUUAAUGAUUCCUCAAAUUCUGCCAUAUUCGUUGGCUCCACGUCGAAUCAUCAGAAAAAUGGUGUGAAAUUUUAUUUUGCUGAGGAAGGAUUGAGAGCAUCACUCGUGGAAUGUCUUCAAAAUCAAUUCAAAACACUGAAUAGAAAUGAUGUGAAAUUUAUGAAUGAAAAUACUACUCCAAGCAGUAAGAGUAAGCCAUUUUCAUUUCCAUUAUUUGGAAAAAAGAGAUCAAUCACUUCAGAGUCGAGUGAUUCCAUCAUUUCCAUGAAUGAUAAUGUGCCAAAUGAUGAUGAAACUGAAGAAUCCAGAGAGGAUGUCAUCAAGAAGAGAUUCGAUGUUGCCAUUGAUGAAGCAUGUAUGUUAGAUUUUUCAGCAAGUGUCAAAAUGGUACAAGAUGCAACCUUCCAAGCUUCUAUCUUUAUUUUCACAAGUAGUUUUUGUGUGUAUUCUGUGGCAGUGAGUGUGUGUGAAAAAUUCGCUUGGAAUCGAGUUCAGAAAAUUACAUGCUCUCCAUCCGAUGGAAGUCUACUCCUUUCACUGAAGGACUUUGGCGACAUGACGAUUUUCAACACACCGAAGGCAAAUAAUCUGGAGUUUUUGAAUCAAUUCAACAAGUGGAAAUCCCUCACUGAAAAUGUUCAAACCAAAAAAUCUCAAACUCUCAGUUUGGAAAAUUUAUUGAACUUAACCGAAGAGCAAGCCAAUCGAUACUUUUUACAAAAGUUUCAAUUACACAAGAUCAGCUCAAAAGAGAAACUCGUAACGUACUUUAUUAUUUGCAAUCAUCAAAACAACAUUCCAAAUGGUAUUGCCUUUGUGGCUGAACAAUAUUUGUGUUUUGAAAUUUUGUUCCAACCAGAAGCCAAAGAUACUGUCAUUCCAUUCACAAGUAUUCACAGUGUGAAACAAAAACAACCCACAGAAAGUCAAUUAGGAAUUAUUCAUAUUGAAACCACUCAUAAAUUGAGUUAUGAUUUGGUUGUGAUUCAUUCUGCCAUGCCAUUCGCUUCUCUCUUUCAACUCAUUACAUCAAAAACAAAACGUAGUCAAACCUUUUCACUUAAUCCCUUGAAUAUGAUUAGUAUGGGAAUGGGUGUGAUUGGAAGUUCGAAACCAUCUGGAAAUUCAAAUGAUGAACAUUCACAAAGAUAA